Molecule: messenger RNA, 660 nt
Organism: Suhomyces tanzawaensis NRRL Y-17324
Lineage: Eukaryota; Fungi; Ascomycota; Pichiomycetes; Serinales; Debaryomycetaceae
Product: RNA-binding protein
Exons: 2
Coding region: 1-660 (219 amino acids)
Biological process (GO): mRNA export from nucleus
Cellular component (GO): nucleus
Molecular function (GO): mRNA binding
Source: RefSeq, a predicted model, not a curated record
AUGUCCACUUUAGACAAGUCCUUAGACGAAAUCAUCUCCUCCACCAAGAAGACCAGAAAGGUCGCCCCCAAGGCUGGCAAGGCCAACAAGGUCGGCAAGAAGAUCGGUAGCCUGAACAAGAAGCCUAUCGUCUCCUUCAAGAAGUCGCCAGCAGUGGUCGCUGCCACCAAGGCCGCCACUCUCGACUUAUCUGCCGCCAACAAGGUGGUUGUGUACAACUUGCCUCGUGACUUGAAGCAAGACAACAUCAAGGAUUUCUUCCAAUCUCAAGUCGGUGGUGUUCAGACUAUUUCUCUUAACUACAACGAAAAGGGCCAAUUCAAGGGUAUUGCCACCAUUAUUUUCAAGACUAACAAGUCUGCCAGCUUGGCAGUGGAGAAGUACAACGGUGCCCCUAUCGAUGGUGGUUCUUCCAAGUUGAAGUUGGAGUUGAUCAUCGAUCCAUCCAAGAAGACUUUGGCCUCGAGAAUCACCGCCAACCCAACCGUCAACCCUAAGGUGGCUGCUGCUAAAAAGCAGCUCAAGGCCAUCAAGGCUGUCAAGGCCAAGCAGGGUGUCAAGCCAGCUGCCAAGCCAGCUGCCAAAAAGAAGCCUGUCAAGAAAACCAAAAAGACCGUUGAGGAAUUGGACCAAGAGAUGGCCGACUACUUUGACAAUUAG